Papilio xuthus (Asian swallowtail) is the source of this 1265-nucleotide messenger RNA. Its product is annotated as armadillo repeat-containing protein 6 homolog. The record is from RefSeq and is a predicted model, not a curated record. Lineage: Eukaryota; Metazoa; Arthropoda; Insecta; Lepidoptera; Papilionidae. The coding region runs from base 146 to 469 and encodes 107 amino acids. The transcript has 6 exons.
AAUUGUCAAUGUCGUGUAUAUCAAAAAGAAUUAAUUGUUUUCAAAACUUCUGUGAAUCACCGGCUGUUCAAAUAAAUUUGAUUAACAGUGAAAAAAAGUAUCUUGUGAAUUAAAAUAACUAAAAUACUUCAUUAGAACGUAAAAAAUGGUUCGUGUGAUAACUCAGGAAACUUACGAUGACGUUGUAAAGGAGAAUAUGGAUGAAUUUGAUAUGAGCCCCGAGGAGGCUAUUAAAGAAGCAAUUGCUCAAUUUGAAGCACAGGGUGUGGAUUUAUCUAAUAUUAUCAAGAAUCUAAAAUUAAACACUGGUGAAGAACAUCAAGUGAGUUUAACUGUUAAAAAACUCAAGGAGUUGUCAAAUGCAGCCCAAAACAAUGAUGAACCAAUCUUGGAACAAUUGAAUAUAUUGGUGAGAGAAUGCAACAAAUAUAUUGCUCAUAGAGUAAGAGCAGGCAAAGAGGUUUAUUAGCGAAUGCCUACAAGUUAUCAGAAAGUUGACCUUAGACGACGACGUGCGCGUGGAGUUUGGCAAAGCUCACGAACAUGCUCGUGAACUUGGCGCGGAGCUUCUCGAUACGUUGACAAGGUUGCUUGAAAAUAACAUGAAGCCACCGUUGGUAAGUGAUGUGAUGUGUACAAUCGCGUGCCUGCUGGUGCGACACGAGCUGGCUGACAACUACGAUGACGUCACCGUUGUACAUAAAGCCACUAAGCUGUGAGUAUAUACUUGAAUCGAACUCGCGAUCGGCAACAUCUUACUUGGGAAUCUAACAUUAAACGUGAUGUCUUAGUCACUUCGGAAUCACCGAUUAGAACUGACUUGAGAGGUGCAGAGUUACAAAAUUUAAAACAUACUGUGGAAGAACGUAUAGCCUAUACGUUCUCAAUUAAGUCUUUUUCAAUAGAAUUCGCGAGUGACAACUUAUGUUGAUUAUAUUGCAGGUUUGGCACGUGAGCAAUCAGCGACAGCUACGGUUCCUAAAGCACCACGAGACGAAGGUGCAGUGGUGCCGGCUCUCCCCGGUGCCGGAGCGGCUGACGCACGGCGUCCCCCACUCGACCAGCCCCGCCCAGCACUCACUCGUGCUCGUCACCAUGGCAGCGGAGAUCGUCUGGUGGAACAUUACAUACAUCAUGAAGACCAGGAUUAAUAAAAACUUUUGGAGGAAUCGCUGAGAUGCAGUAACGCCUAUCGCAAGUCCAGUAGACACGGUGAAUCUUACCACAGUGAUGGACAACUUGCAUAUUGAAAGUGCACACAAUAA